Messenger RNA from Suillus discolor, 1284 nucleotides. Its product is annotated as HAD-like domain-containing protein. The record is from RefSeq and is a predicted model, not a curated record. Gene Ontology annotation, cellular component: mitochondrion. Bases 66 to 1145 code for a protein of 359 amino acids. NCBI's taxonomy places the organism in Eukaryota, Fungi, Basidiomycota, Agaricomycetes, Boletales, Suillaceae. Gene Ontology annotation, biological process: glycerophospholipid biosynthetic process. The transcript has 13 exons.
GCCUUAAAUCAGUGUUCAAACGUUCACGGCUCGUGCUCACGACCUUGAAAUAAUAGGCCGCAGGCAUGUUAAUUCCUCGACACAUUGGUCCAAAAUAUGUCAACAGGGUGACGGUCAAGCAAAUCGCACGUUACUUGAAUGGUCCGGGAAAUAGUACAGCCAAGCCCCGUUCGCAGCUCGCAUUCGCAUUCGACAUCGAUGGUGUUCUCCUUCGUGGAAAGGACCCCCUGCCUGCUGCCAAAGAGGCGUUAUCGAUCCUUGAUGGCAACAAUAAAUUCGGCCUCAAGAUACCCUUUAUUCUGCUCACCAAUGGCGGUGGUGUAAGCGAAGAGGAACGGUGUCGCAAGUUGAGCUCGCAGCUUGGCGUACAGAUUCAUUCUGACCAAUUCAUACAGUCUCACACUGUUCUGAAGUCUAUUGUACACAACUACGUUGACGUGCCAGUCUUGAUUCUUGGAGGCCAGGGUGAUACCCUUCGGAGGGUCGCGGAAGGAUACGGCUUCCGGAAAGCUUAUACUACCCUUGAUAUUCUCAAUUGGAACCCAUCGAUAUGGCCUUUUCAUAACCUCACACAAGAAGAACGAGCAUCCGUCAGGCCGGCCGACUUUUCGAAGAUCCAAUUUGGCGCAAUCUUUGUCUUCCAUGAUCCUAGAAAUUGGGCUCUCGACACCCAAAUCAUGUGUGAUGUGAUCCAGGGUAGCAUUGGGGGAUCUCAUGAAACCAAUCAUACACGAAAACCUGUCGACCUAGUAUUUUGCAAUCCCGAUUUAAUAUGGCAGUCGGAUUUUGAGGCUCCUCGUAUGGGCCAAGGAGCUUUUAGAGUUGCAUUCCAGGCUGUUUUCCAGUCAUUGACAGGGUCCACAUAUCCCUACAUCCAAUUUGGCAAACCAACUGAGGCCACGUACAAUUUUGCCGAGGUUAUGCUCAAGCAUCGCUUACAGGGUAUACCCAAAUCAUCGUUGUACAUGGUGGGCGAUAACCCAGAAUCUGAUAUAGCAGGUGCCAAUACUGCAGGAUGGAAAUCAAUUCUAGUUCACACAGGUGUAUACGAUCCCCAUCGUGGACCUCCAAGUCACCAGCCCACUCACCAAGCAGGGGAUGUCUCAGAGGCAGUUCGUUGGGCGUUAGAACAAGAAUUCUGCUAAUAAAUUACUGAUAUGGGACAAAUUUUACAUCACGGUAGAUGCUAUUAUCUCUUCCACCGAUCAGUCAUAGAGUGAUGAAGCUGAUACAUGACCCUGAAGGUGGUAUCGACAAGACAGUGCGACGGGGAGCAUUGCCCGA